Messenger RNA from Aedes aegypti (yellow fever mosquito), 1255 nucleotides. It is a transcript of the gene Uch, whose product is annotated as ubiquitin carboxyl-terminal hydrolase. The transcript is spliced from 3 exons. Gene Ontology annotation, molecular function: cysteine-type deubiquitinase activity. The record is from RefSeq and is a predicted model, not a curated record. Bases 284 to 970 code for a protein of 228 amino acids. Gene Ontology annotation, biological process: protein deubiquitination; ubiquitin-dependent protein catabolic process. Gene Ontology annotation, cellular component: cytoplasm. Lineage: Eukaryota; Metazoa; Arthropoda; Insecta; Diptera; Culicidae.
ACUGUCAUAGUUUUCAUCACAAAGCGCCACCGACGACAUCGCAAACGCUCCUCUCGGCUGCAUUUUCGUUGUUUUGCCGGCUUGUGGGAGUGAUAAGCAACUUUUCCUGUCAUCAGAACCGAUAAUUUUCCGGUACGUUCUCAGUUAUUAGUCAUCGCUUUUGGCAAAUUAGAUUAAACCGACGGAGAAAUUGAAUUAUAAAUCCUCUGGUGCAAGUACAGUGUUCAGUUUGGUCCAUACACGUUCAAUUUUCGGUCAGAAAACCGCAAAGCAAAUCCUCAAGAUGACCACUUGGCUGCCAUUGGAAUCCAAUCCGGAUGUGUUGAACAAAUAUCUGGAAAAGCUGGGCGUUUCACCUCUCUGGAACAUCGUCGACAUCUACGGCACGGAUGAGGAGCUGCUGGCUUUUGUUCCGCAGCCGCUCAAAUCGUUGAUUUUCCUGUUUCCCUGCUCGGAUGCGUACGAGGAGUUCCGCGCCAAAGAGGAUGCCGAGCUUAAGGCCAAGAACAUCGAGCACCCAAAAAGUCUGUUCUACAUGCGUCAGUAUGUGCACAAUGCCUGUGGCACGAUUGCCCUGGUCCAUGCCGUGCUGAACAAUCCGGAAAUCGAACUGACGGAGGGAAGCGUGAUGAAGAAGUACUGGGACGCUGCCAAGGAUAAAACCCCGGAAGAGCGUGGCAAGCUGCUGGGGAACGAUACCGGAUUUACCGAAACUCACGAAGUAAUUGCCAACGAGGGCCAAACGCCGGCCCCAGACAUCAACGAAAAGGUUUACCAUCAUUUCAUUGCCUUCGUGCAUCACGAGGGGAAGCUGUACGAGCUGGAUGGGCGGAAGAACUUCCCCAUCCAGCAUGGAGAAACGUCGCCGGAAAAGCUGCUGCACGAUGCGAUCGCCGUUUGCAAGGAAUACAUUGCCCGCGACCCCAAGGAAGUCCGGUUCACCAUGCUGGGUUUGGCCCCAACCCAGUAGAGUGAGUGGGGGAGGAAUACAACAUUGAAUACCAUUGAAGUCUGCGCUUAGCUUUUAUCGUAACUCAACUGCAUGGCCAUUGAAUAAUCAAACGAAGAGGAUCUCCGAGAGACUGCAAGAAGGUAAUUGCUUUAUAGUAGAAUGCCGGGAUUAUAGAGAUCCGGUACACUAACUUCUAGAAGUAUUUGUUGCUUUUGUAAGUCAACGUUUUUGAGGGUUGAUUCCCGCUUUUUGGUGUGAAAAUAUCACUAACUACGAAUAAAUUUGGAUUCCUGUAAGCAAAAA